AUGGACCCCCCAGCGGCUAAGAAGCGGCGCCUCGCACCGAAGGAACCUCCGCAACCACCACAACCGCCGGCCUUCCCUCAUGAGCCCGCACCACCGGUGCAGCAUUACCAGGUUCAGGAGGUGCAGGUGGCCCCAGUCCCACCGCCUCCGGAGAGACAUGAGUUCGAGUUGUUCGCGAGGCAUCUGCAGGAUGCCGCCAUGCUGAUCUACCGACAAUCGCAAAAGUCCCCGUACUCGAACGUUUCGGUCUUGAUCCUGCGAUGGGAGGACGACGGCCCACCCGACCCCGAGCUUGCGGCGCUCGAGCAGGUCCUGGACGAAAGGUACAAUUACCGCAUUGAGAGAUGGAAUAUACCGACAAAGACAAAUCCAAGCCUCAAGCUGGGCGUCCGCAUGUCUACCUUUCUGGAGAGACAAGGCCCGGAUCAUCUGCUGAUUGUAUAUUAUGCGGGGCACUCCUAUGUUGGUGUCGACAACCAGCUCUUCUGGGCAAGCGAUGCGACAGAGAUUGCUGCCAAGUUGAGGUGGAGUGGUUUCCGCUGCCUGUUCGAGGAAUCGUCGUCUGAUAUGCUGCUGCUCUUGGCUGGCUAUGCAAGCAGAGACCCGCCCAUCUCCGGUAAUAACGGCAGUGUGAAGCAAAUGAUAUCUGCAAGUGGUACCGAACAGGGCAUACAAGAUAUCCCUGGGCGCUCUUUUACGGCUUUAGUCACAGAUGCCUUUCUGAGGUUAAGCGUAGGGCGGCCUUUCACAGCUGAACACCUGUGGCAAGAAGUUGCCUACCAUCGCCAGCAAGAGCUACUGCAGAACACUGGACUCACCAAUGGGGCUUCUAAAAGUAUAUCGCUGGCCGACAAGCUUCCGAUACUACAAACUCUCAACCCUGGCAAAGGUCAGAAUUUGACUUUGGCCCCCUUGGCACACCGCCCGGAGCCUCAGGCACAGGUGGACGGCGAGGCGCAGUCGACUGGCAGCUCCCAGCAAGAUAGUGUUAUACAUCCACAUUCAGUGGCUGGUCUUACAUUUGACGAACCAAGGGUCCUUGUCUGCACAACCUUUGUUGGCGAGGCAAGCCCGGACAUGUCAUCUUUCAACCAGUGGCUUCACAACACCCCCGGAAUAGCCACAAAAAUCGUAGUCGAGGGCAUGUUCCUCGGCCCCCCCACCAUGCUUCUGAUAUCAAUGCCAGUACCCCUGUGGAAUGUCGUGCAGCACGAUAAAGUCUGCUGUUUCCUGGGCUACAUCACCUCCAAGAACCUGACGCAUCUCUACAAACGUUUGGUCGGAUCUGCCUCCCCUACCACAGCAUCGGCCAAGGACAUGGAAGCUGGACGCAUGCUUCUAGAGGCACGUGAAGUUGCUUCCACAACUCCUGUUAUCCACCGACGUGAGUACAAUCCGGGCGAUGCAAAUCACCUCCAGAGACUGCCGGAAACACCAAGUCGUCCUGAUGGGUUGGUCCGCGGGGACCCCAUGAGCCUCAGUCAGCCUUCGGUAUCAGGUCCGCAUGCCUUUUCAGGUACCACACCUAUCAUAACAGUGGCGAAGCAAGAUGAUGUGGAAGACUCGGCCGAGAUGAAGGAGGCAGCUGAACAGCUCAAGGCUCUGAGUCACGUUCGGCACCUGAGCGAUGAUGUUGGCUCCGCCCAUGCGCAUUCAUCUCUCAUGGAACUGACGCCAGAUGCCAAACAUGACGACGUAUCUUCUCAUGAAGUCGUUGAACCGGGCUUCGACGAUACCCAACAAAACACGCCAUCUGCUCGGCCGAAACAACGCCGAUCACUGCAAAAGGUUACCCCGAAGCAAGAAACGCGCUGCAAUCUCUGCAGCCAUGCACCCUUCAAGGAUUCAUCAUCGUUACGCAAGCACAUUGCUGCCGCGCAUACGCGACCUUUUCCUUGUGCUUUCGCGUUUGCCGGCUGUACAAGCACCUUUGGCUCCAAGAACGAGUGGAAGCGGCACAUUGCAUCACAACACCUAUGCCUGACCUACUACAGGUGUUCGAGCUGUCCACAGAGCAGCGUGGAGGGUAAAGGCAAUGAAUUCAACAGAAAAGAUCUGUUCACCCAACACCUUCGGCGUAUGCAUGCUCCUUUCGCGAUCAAAAAAGCCAUCGCGAAAGGAGACAGCAAGUUGCAGUUGGAGUGGGAGACUCACGUGAAGGAUAUGCAGACGUCUUGUCUCAUCACGCGACGCCGGCCGCCUCAACGCUCAGCCUGCCCCAAGCCCGAUUGUGCCAGUGUCUUUGAGGGGCCUACAUCAUGGGACGAGUGGACUGAACAUGUUGGCAGACAUAUGGAAAAAGGCGAAGCCGCUCGGCUCGGUGUCGACCGAUUGCUAGCUAAGUGGGCUUUAGAUGAAAACAUCAUUGAACGAAAAGAGGACGGGGAAUAUCGACUCUGCAGUGGGCCUGGGUCAGGCGCAGAGAAAGAAACUCCCACGAGCAAUAGCCACAACAAUACUGGCCAUCUCUCUGACGGCAACAAUCCAGAUUCGGGUCGUGAGUCGGAGGAGAAGACCAUCGUCGCAGCUAGUACGUUAUUGGAGGACAAAAUGGACGUGGAUGGAUGA
Neoarthrinium moseri is the source of this 2568-nucleotide messenger RNA. RefSeq lists its product as uncharacterized. Lineage: Eukaryota; Fungi; Ascomycota; Sordariomycetes; Amphisphaeriales; Apiosporaceae. Gene Ontology annotation, molecular function: DNA-binding transcription factor activity. The transcript has 3 exons. The coding region runs from base 1 to 2568 and encodes 855 amino acids. The record is from RefSeq and is a predicted model, not a curated record.